Molecule: messenger RNA, 1368 nt
Organism: Fukomys damarensis (Damara mole-rat)
Lineage: Eukaryota; Metazoa; Chordata; Mammalia; Rodentia; Bathyergidae
Gene: Ciart
Product: circadian associated repressor of transcription
Exons: 6
Coding region: 158-1276 (372 amino acids)
Biological process (GO): negative regulation of DNA-templated transcription; circadian regulation of gene expression
Cellular component (GO): nucleus
Molecular function (GO): RNA polymerase II cis-regulatory region sequence-specific DNA binding
Source: RefSeq, a predicted model, not a curated record
GUGUCUGGGGGGAAGGGGCGGGACCUGCUGAGGGAGGCGGAGGUGGGCAGCUCAGACCGGGAGGCAGAAGAGCUGCUGAGUUAAUCCGGAGCUGAUCUACACAGGUUCUGAUCUUUGGGUCCUCGGCAGCUGUUCUCCAGCCCCUGCUUCCGGACCUAUGGAUUCUCCAUCUAGCUUUUCUUCUUAUUGCUCCUACUCUCUUUCUUCCCCUUUUUCCACCUCCCCGGUGAACAGUGACUACGGUUUCCCCUCUGAGAGUGAAAGGGAGGACAAGGGGGAGGUUCCCAGGCCAGGUCCCGUCCGCUGCAGGCAUCGAUCCAAAGUGUCCAGGAGCCAACAUACAGCAUCUCACCUGGAAUGGCAAAGCUUGGCUUCUCCAGGGGCAGGAUCUGGGGUGAAAAGAUCAAGAGAUUGUGGUUUGGAGACCAAGCUAAACAUCCAGGGUUGCACCACAGAGGGAGACCUGCUCUUUGCUCAGAAGUGUAAAGAGCUCCAAGGCUUCAUACGGCCCCUCACAGGCCUACUGAACGGGCUGAAGAUGGGUCGCUUUGAGAGAGGCCUGAGCAGUUUCCAGCAGAGUGUGGCAAUGGACAGGAUCCAGCGUAUUGUGGGUGUUUUGCAGAAGCCUGAGAUGGGGGAGCGUUAUCUAGGAACUCUGCUGCAAGUGGAAGGGAUGUUGAAGAUUUGGUUUCCUCACGUAGCCGCCCAGAAGUUGUCACUGGGUGGUAGUAGGCGUCACGUGACCAAGCAUUUUAGAAACCACCACAGUGAUCCAGCUGCUUCCUCUCUUGCACCUCCAGUGGAAAAGAUGGACCAGACACAGCUGGGACAUAUAGUUCUGAACCCAAAGCAGCCUUGGCACCUCACAGAGUGGCCAGCCAUGAACCUCACUUGGAUCCACACUGCUCCAAUUUGCAACCCGCCUCUUGGCGCCCCGGGUACUGUCUCCUUUAGCCAGGGUCCAUUAGGCACCGGAACCAGCAUUGGGCUCAUCCUUCUCCUCCAGCACGGAGAGCAGCCUCUUACCUGCUCUGCUCCAAGCACUCCAGACCCACCUACUGCAGCAUCUUCUGGCAUCCUUGGUGAUCCCAAGAGACUGUCUGAAGAGGGGCCUCGCUGCCACAGUUCACCAGUAGCUCUGCCGUCAGACUGGAGCUGCAAGCUGUCCCCUCCUGAUCCCCCUGCCGUGGCCAGAGAGAGGCGCAUGGGAGACUGGCAGCAGCACAGGAGAAGCCAUCCUCCCGCUGCGCCUGCUGCCCUUCUGCUCAGCCCCUGACCCAGGCCAUGUGACUGCCACUGUUAUUUUCAAUUUGUGUAAAUAUGUGUCUGUACAUUUUUUACUUUUAAUGUGUGCAUUAAUAUUGGAAA